ACCCGAGACGCAAUCAGUGUCUUGUCUUCUCCUGCUUAGCAGAGAACGUCCACGAAAUGAAUCGAGUACUGCUAGCGUUCGGGCUCGUCUGCUUACUGCAGGGACUCUCUGCUGAGCCGAGACCAGAGUUUGCGUUGACCGGCACCGUUCCAGCAAGCGUCCGCAUUACGGCGGUGAAAACCGAAGCUAAUGUCACUGCGACCGCCAUCAAGGCACUCAACGUGACCACAGUAAACUCCGGAUAUCCAGGGCUGAUCGGAACAAAGACUCAGAUUGAAAAAGUCAUCACCGAGUUCGAUACAAAGGCUCAGUCCAUCCUUGCCGCCUACGAUACGCUGCUGGCCGCUAACGAUGGCAACGUCUCUGGACAGUUCGACGCCUUCGUCACCACUAUUAAUGCAACGAUAACUUAUAUCGCGACCGACGCCAGCAACGUUACGGCCGAGCUGGGCGUGUUCAACUACACUGGCAUCUCGGAUGAGCUGACGGACGCGUUCGAGCGCAUCCUUACCGGUUUGAUCGAUCUGAGAGCGAAGACCGCCACCGUCCAGACGGGUAUCCAGGCCGCAGUUAACAGUGCAGGAUCGGCGACAGUCAGUGCGGAUAUUCUGCGCCAGUUCGUGCCACUGCGCACCAUGUACGAUCUGCUGCGCGCGGCCAGCAACCUGCGUUCCUAUCUGCCGCUGGUGCAGUACGUACUGACCACCACGAUCGAGAACAUCGCGGAAGCGGACAGUUACUUGAUGGAUCUGGAGGCCCUUCUGUCGACAGGUGUGUCGACGGAAACUGGCAAGUACGCAGACGAUAUUCAAAGGAUUGCGAACGAAACUAUCAACCAAGUGGUAAAUGGUUUUGCCGAUGAGAACAUAAAUACUGAAGCAGCCUCAAAUGAGGUUUUGUUAUCACCGAAUAUUGGGAGUGCCCCAAGACAUUCUGAUCUGAUUGUUGCAGCAACCAACCUGAGUGCCUUGUUCACCAACGCCACGCUGUUUCAACAAACGAACGUGAUGGUUGCCGCAUUUACCAAAAUUAGCACAUCGAUGACCUCGCGCAUUGCUACACUGCAAGCUGGUUUCAAAGUGCUCGACUUUCCGCUCUUCAAGCAGCUAGUGGACACGCUGAUGGGCAAUGACGAGUACGGUCGCUACUGCUAUCAGAAGUAUAAGGAGCUGGGAAAGGGAAUUUUCGGCCAGGCAUUCGAUUCGGCCUGGCAGUGUGUGGAUAAUGAGUAUGCGCGUCUCGAAUACUUGAAGACCACCCUCGGGCUAAUGGUUGACCUUUUGGUUUUCGAUUACGAGGAUGUGAUAGAUCAAGUAAAAGUAUGUGAUAAUCUUACCAGUGGGAAUAAUCUGAACAACUGUGUCUCAGCGCUAGCGACAUUCUACACGGAACUGUUUAACGAAACUGCCAGAAAGAUUUCCACCAUCUAUCAACUCGCUACAGAUGAGGCCGAAGCCAGCGAGAACCGUAUCCUUAUAUGCAUCGAGCUAGUUUACAUACAAGGAACUGUCCUUGAGCCGCAAAAGAUCUCCGACAAUUUGGGAAUAUGUAGCCGAGACGGCCCUAAGGGUUUGGAUUAAGCAAAGCGCGGAGAACACAACUCUUUUUUACGCUACCAGAAUAGCAUAGAAAGAAAAUGAUGCCAGAGAAAUAGUGUAAAUAAACGAAAUGACGCUUGCUACAGUUUUAUCACAGU
This is a messenger RNA of Anopheles merus, 1696 nucleotides long. RefSeq lists its product as uncharacterized. The transcript is spliced from 3 exons. The coding region runs from base 57 to 1580 and encodes 507 amino acids. The record is from RefSeq and is a predicted model, not a curated record. Lineage: Eukaryota; Metazoa; Arthropoda; Insecta; Diptera; Culicidae.